Molecule: messenger RNA, 1185 nt
Organism: Rhododendron vialii
Lineage: Eukaryota; Viridiplantae; Streptophyta; Magnoliopsida; Ericales; Ericaceae
Product: gibberellin-regulated protein 14-like
Exons: 4
Coding region: 597-1046 (149 amino acids)
Source: RefSeq, a predicted model, not a curated record
UCCUCAUUACACAUGCCCAAAAUAUGUUCUGACAAAAUACUCAUCCUGGGUCGCGUUCCUCAUUACGCAUGCCCAAAAUAUGUUCUGACAAAAUACUUAUCCUGGGUCCACGACAAGCAAAAAAUUAUUCAAUGUUCUAAUUUUUCUUUUGGGUGCUUAUUCAAUGCUCCGCAAUAACUUUGCACCAGACACAAUUUGCGUGGUCUUCCACGUCAGUGUGUGACGCAGAACCCCCGUCAAGCAAUACUCCAAGAGCACUGAACUAGCCGGCCGCACUACCGAGAGAUGCUCCUCAAGUGUAUUGGCGAAAUCGAUGUGGUCAAAAAGGAAAGAUAAGUUGUUGGAGUUAUAUAUUCUGACAUGGGUUAGGGAAUAUAUGCUUGGCAGACAUAUCCAUCGAGGGUGGUGAAGAUCCAAGCACAAAAACACAAAUUUUCAAGACCCAAUGCAUUUGGGGAAUCUCAACUAAAGUUUGCACCAAUGCAACCCUAGAUUCUCAACUCACGUUUCCUUCUGCACGUAUUUGGUUUCUUUUAAACUGCAAAAGUAUUCAGUUGACACAAAAAACUCUCACCCAUCUUGUGGUUCUGGUUACAAUGACAAGGGGAGUCAUGGUUUUGCUCUCUGCCUGCAUGCUGAUAGUGAUCACUGCUAGGGUUUCCUCUCUCGAAUCUGACUUGGCGGUUGCAAUGCACCCUCCGGGAAUGGCCCCUGCCUACGCCCCGGAAAAGCCUCACUACCCUCACGCUCCAGAAAAGGCUCCCGUCUAUCCUCCAACGUUUCACUACCCUCACGCUCCAGAAAAGGCUCCCGUCUAUCCUCCAACCAAGUCCGUAGCCCCAACCCCAGAACCGGAGGCUCCUAAACGUGGUUGUGACGGCCUGUGUUUGGACUACUGCAAACCGAUUCUUACUCCAAAGAAGAGGAUGUGCCAGAGAGUCUGCACUGAAUGUUGUGCCAAGUGCGACUGCGUGCCUGAGAAAGGUGCAACGUGCAAAAACUGGGACGUCGUCCUGUACCACGGUGUAUCCGUCAGGUGUCCUUGAGAUGAACAGAAAUGUCCUUAGCCAUCGUCUCCCUGUUGUGUUCGAUUGUGUUAUUUCGGUCUUUUUUGCGUUCAAGUGUUUUUUCGUUGUUCACGUGUUGUAAACCCUAUGGCGGAUGGAAAUCGAUUGUUGUUUGUAA